ACGACGCAUUGCUUUUAGUAUUAAGAAAUGUUUUAAGCUAUUUCCUAAGAAUUGCGAAACAAAAUUAUUCUCAUAUGUUGGUACACAUGUUUCUUGUCAAUCAAUUCGAAAGUUGAAUUGGUCGAAAUCAAACAUGAGAUGUCGGGUUUAACCUUCAAAUCGAGUUCAUAGAAUAUGAAGACGUCUCUAUUUAAGCGAUGCUUAAAAAGUCUAAAAUCAUUCCUGUUGGGAAACGGUUAUUGAAUAUUGCUAUAUUUUAAUGUAAAUGGUUCUUUUCUGACAAUAUUUCAGUAUUGUACAAAAGUUUCAGUUUAUAUUGGGCAAUGUGGAUAUUUGGUUACGGGUCUUUGAUGUGGAAAGCUGAUUUCCCUUACAGACACGGAUUAAUUGGAUACAUUAAAGGUUACAUGCGACGCUUUUGGCAAGCUAGUGAAGACCAUAGAGGGGUCCCAGGAAAGCCUGGACGUGUGGUUACAAUUUUGCCAUCCUCCGAUCCUGAAGCCGAAGUUUGGGGUGUUGCAUAUGAGAUAGCUGCAGAGGAUGAAGAAUUUGUUACAAAACAGCUUGAUAUACGAGAAAAAAAUGGAUAUAAUAAAGUAACUGACAAAUUUUAUCCUUCUGACCCUGAAAACAAUAAAUUGGGAAAACACUUUCAUGAUUGUUCAAAGUGUUCACAACUUCCUCAUGAACCUUUUGAUCUUGUGAUUUAUGUUGGUACAGAAGAUAAUGAGUAUUUUGCAGGUGCUGCAGAUAUAGAAAGUAUUGCACAGCAGAUUGUUGGUUCUGUGGGUCCAAGUGGGACCAAUAUAGAGUAUCUGUAUAAAUUGGCAUCUGCUAUGCGCCUUCUUGCUCCAGGCGUUCAAGAUGAGCACCUGUUUGCUCUGGAGGAAGCUGUACGACAUUUGGAAAAUCAAGUACUAACAUAAAUGUCAUAUGUGAUAUCUACAAACUGUUUAGUGUGUUAAAGCUAUUACUGUAAAGUUUAGAAGACAAAACUGGUGUACUUUAAUUCUUUUAAAUUUAGGUGCUUUGCAAAAUUGAUUUUAUGGUACCCUUUAGAGAAAUAUAUUUUUAUGCACUGUUAUAUAUAUGAAUAUGCAAUAAAAUUUUAUUGUGUGUCAAUUA
Messenger RNA from Zootermopsis nevadensis, 1125 nucleotides. Its product is annotated as putative glutathione-specific gamma-glutamylcyclotransferase 2. Gene Ontology annotation, biological process: glutathione catabolic process. Gene Ontology annotation, cellular component: cytoplasm. NCBI's taxonomy places the organism in Eukaryota, Metazoa, Arthropoda, Insecta, Blattodea, Termopsidae. The record is from RefSeq and is a predicted model, not a curated record. Gene Ontology annotation, molecular function: glutathione specific gamma-glutamylcyclotransferase activity.